UGUCUGUUUGGUUUAACACGAAACAUUUGAUCGUGUUGGAUGCGUGUACUGAUGCUAGUUUUGAAGCGUUCUGAUGCCUUGACCCUUUCAAGAUGGCUGACUGAAGGUGCCGCGUGUCUCACUUUGUGACCCAACUGACGCAAUUGACCUCCUUUUACGACAGAACCUCGGACCAUUUCUGGGUAAGGAUUGGAGUGCAGCGAUCUUCUGCCCGGCUGGUUUGAGAGAGCCGUCCACUAUGGCUUUAAGAAGAGUGUGUUGUCUCCUGGGCAGGCCGCAGAGAUGUGUGUUCACUUCAGGAUUACGAGCUCAGGGCACUGUAGCACAGGCUCAGAGAGAGGUAGAGAAAGGUGGCGAGAGGAAGCAAGUCAAAGCACCGAAAGAACAGUUUAACUGGCGUGAUGCCCUCAACCUGGAGGGUCUGCUGACAGAGGAGGAGAUUAUGAUCCGAGACACCACCCACACCUACUGUCAAGAGAAGCUCAUGCCACGCAUCCUGAUGGCCAACAGAAACGAAGUUUUCCAUCGUGAGAUUUUGAAUGAGAUGGGUGAGCUAGGAGUUCUGGGCCCAACUAUUAAAGGCUACGGCUGUGCUGGAACGAGUUACGUAGCGUACGGACUUAUUGCACGUGAGGUGGAGCGAGUGGACAGUGGGUACCGCUCAGUGAUGAGUGUGCAGUCCUCUCUGGUCAUGCACCCGAUCUACGCCUAUGGCACAGAGGAGCAGAAGGAGAAAUAUCUCCCCAGACUUGCAAGGGGAGAGAUUCUGGGCUGCUUUGGCCUGACUGAACCAAACCACGGCAGCGACCCUGGCGGCAUGGAGACCAGAGCCAAGUACAACGCAUCCAGCCGCACCUUCACCCUCACUGGGUCCAAAACAUGGAUUACAAACUCUCCUGUGGCUGAUAUUUGUGUGGUGUGGGCCAAGUGUGACGAUGGUAAAGUGCGGGGGUUUAUUUUGGAGCGAGGCAUGAAAGGUCUCAGCACCCCCAAAAUCGAGGGCAAGUUCUCAUUGCGUGCCUCCUCCACCGGCAUGAUCGCCAUGGACGACGUGGAGGUGCCAGAGGAGAACCUGUUGCCCAACGUGUCUGGACUCGCGGGUCCAUUCGGCUGUUUAAACAACGCCCGUUAUGGGAUCUCCUGGGGAGCACUGGGAGCAGCAGAAUUUUGCUUCCAUGCAGCACGUCAGUACACACUGGACAGGAUCCAGUUUGGGGUACCACUGGCCAGAAACCAGCUGAUGCAGAAGAAGAUGGCAGACAUGCUAACCGAGAUUACGAUCGGCCUGCAGUCCUGUCUGCAACUGGGCAGACUCCUCGAUCAGAAGAAAGCAAGUCCAGAGAUGAUCUCCAUGCUUAAGAGGAAUAGCUGUGGGAAGGCCUUGGACAUCGCCAGACAGGCGCGAGACAUGCUGGGUGGUAACGGCAUUGCUGACGAAUACAACGUCAUCCGCCAUGUCAUGAACUUAGAGGCCGUGAACACCUACGAAGGUACUCAUGAUAUCCAUGCUCUGAUCCUGGGCAGAGCCAUCACAGGCCUGCAGGCAUUUACUGUGGAGAAGUAAAUCACUAAUCCACCGCCCACAACAGUACAGCACUUGUACCACCUAGAAAGCUACUGACUUGUGUAAUGAAAAUGAAGCUAAAGGAUUUUUUGUUGUCUAUUUAAGUAAUUGACGUUUUCAAAAUGUAAUUAUCUCCAAGUUCCUCUUUAUCUUCAGAAGACAUAGACAAUAUUUUUGUACUAUAAACAAUCCGUUUACCCGUUGAUUUUGUAUAUAAAUUAUAACGUCAAUUUAGAACCGAGAGAGAAGACGUGGUGUUUUAAUAUCAGUCAUAAUCUGAAACAAUAGAAAAAAAAUUGGAGUCGCGUGAACGUGUGAUAGAGUACGCAGUAAUAUUUGACUCUGGUUUUGGUUUUGUUUAGGAUACAGGAAACUGACAGCGGUUUAAAAAAUGAUUUGUAUAUUUCCAUGUUUCCGUUAUUCUGGCACAGUAAACUUCUUGUUUUUAAAUUACUGUAAGGUUUACCCGUUACGUUACGCCACUUAUCUUGGAAUAAAAUAAGCUAAAGCCAAAAUACAUGCAUAAAGAGUGAUGCUAUAUCCCAGUCCUUUGGUUUGUAAGAAGGCAUUAAACAUCCAUUGAAAUAA
Molecule: messenger RNA, 2152 nt
Organism: Silurus meridionalis
Lineage: Eukaryota; Metazoa; Chordata; Actinopteri; Siluriformes; Siluridae
Gene: gcdhb
Product: glutaryl-CoA dehydrogenase b
Exons: 12
Coding region: 239-1564 (441 amino acids)
Biological process (GO): fatty-acyl-CoA biosynthetic process; fatty acid beta-oxidation using acyl-CoA dehydrogenase
Cellular component (GO): mitochondrial inner membrane
Molecular function (GO): glutaryl-CoA dehydrogenase activity; fatty-acyl-CoA binding; flavin adenine dinucleotide binding
Source: RefSeq, a predicted model, not a curated record